AAGGCUUAAAUAAACAUCUCGCUUUUACGAGUAUCACAGUUGUGUUGUCGCAGUGUUAUCAGCUUUUUCGAGAUAUGGAAGAAUUGAUGUACCUAUCCGGCUUCGGAUCAGAGUUUUCGAGUGAAGAUCCGAGGAGGCCUGGUGCCUUACCGGUCGGGCAGAAUAGCCCUCAACGAUGUCCGUACGGUUUAUAUGCGGAACAGCUUUCUGGUAGCGCUUUUACUGCACCUCGUCAUGAAAAUAAGCGCUCCUGGUUAUACAGGAUCCGCCCAUCAGUCGUACACAAGCCAUUUAAGCGAGCUAAUAUUGCAAAAUACCUGACUCAUAAUUGGGAUGAAGCUGAACAGACUCCUAAUCAGAGUCGCUGGUUUCCCUUCGACAUACCCUCAGAUGAAAAGUUUGACUUCGUGGAGGGCUUGCACACGGUGUGCGGCGCUGGUGAUCCUCGCGCUAGGCACGGCAUUGCUAUCCACGUGUUCUUAUGCAAUACUUCGAUGGACAAUAGCGCUUUUUACAGUAGCGAUGGGGAUUUACUUAUAGUGCCACAACAAGGAGUUUUGAAUAUAACAACGGAAUUCGGCAAAAUGGUGGUUUCUCCGAACGAAAUUGCUGUCAUACAACUUGGAAUGCGAUUUGCUGUAGGUGUAGAAGGACUAACAAGAGGAUAUAUUCUGGAGGUAUUCGACGGCCACUUCAAGCUUCCCGAUUUGGGACCGAUAGGCGCUAAUGGCUUAGCAAAUCCUCGUGACUUCCUAACUCCCGUAGCUCAUUACGAAGAUAAAGAUAUAAAUGGCUUUAAAAUUCUGAAUAAGUACCAGGGUGCCUUGUUCGAGGCGGAGCAGAACCACACUCCCUUCGACGUAGUGGCGUGGCAUGGCAACUAUGUGCCCUAUAAGUAUGACCUCAGCAAGUUCAUGGUGAUCAAUUCAGUUUCUUUUGAUCACUGCGACCCAUCUAUAUUCACCGUACUGACGUGCCCAUCAACAAAACCAGGCGUGGCUAUAGCCGAUUUCGUAAUUUUUCCACCGCGUUGGUCCGUCCAAGAGAAUACUUUUCGGCCUCCCUACUACCAUAGGAAUUGCAUGAGUGAAUUUAUGGGUCUUAUUUUGGGCUCGUACGAAGCUAAGGAGGGAGGCUUCCUACCUGGAGGCGCGUCUCUACACUCUACGAUGACUCCACACGGACCCGAUACAAUGUGCUUUGAAACUGCCUCUAAAGCAAAAUUAGAGCCACAAAAAAUCGCUGUUGGUACUCAGGCGUUCAUGUUCGAGUCGUCUCUCAGUAUGGCCAUAACGAAAUGGGGUCUAGAAACUUGCCACAAAUUAGACGCGAAGUACGCCGAAUGCUGGCAAGGCUUGCCCAAAUUAUUUUCUGAUAAACUAGAUAUUUAAACUUGGAUUUAUUACAUAUUUUUUUAAAUAAAAAUUUAUAUUAAAUCACA
Molecule: messenger RNA, 1441 nt
Organism: Melitaea cinxia (Glanville fritillary)
Lineage: Eukaryota; Metazoa; Arthropoda; Insecta; Lepidoptera; Nymphalidae
Gene: hgo
Product: homogentisate 1,2-dioxygenase
Exons: 10
Coding region: 75-1391 (438 amino acids)
Biological process (GO): L-phenylalanine catabolic process
Cellular component (GO): cytoplasm
Molecular function (GO): homogentisate 1,2-dioxygenase activity
Source: RefSeq, a predicted model, not a curated record